Gastrolobium bilobum is the source of this 513-nucleotide messenger RNA. Its product is annotated as RING-H2 finger protein ATL70-like. The transcript has a single exon. NCBI's taxonomy places the organism in Eukaryota, Viridiplantae, Streptophyta, Magnoliopsida, Fabales, Fabaceae. Bases 1 to 513 code for a protein of 170 amino acids. The record is from RefSeq and is a predicted model, not a curated record.
AUGAACAACACUUCCAUUAAUUCUGACGACAACCCUUCAGAUAACCAGCAUGGUUAUGCAUAUUAUUCAAUUGGGUUAUCACUUAUGGUUCUCAUAGUGAUCACAGUCUUAACUCUCAUUUCUUAUUAUUGUAGCCGUGGAAGCUUGCAAAACAGGCAAGUGCGUGCCACUGCCAACACUAGCAUGGAGCUAGAUUCUUCUGCCUUAACCAUCCAAAUUCAUCAAGAAGAAGCAUCUUUGAACUGUUAUCCGAUGCUAUUGUAUUCUGAAGCAAAGCAGCAUAAACCUGAUUCAGCAACAAUAACAUCAUGCUGCUCAAUAUGUUUGGCAGAUUACAAGGACACAGAUUUAUUGCAGCUUCUACCUGAUUGUGGUCACGCGUUUCAUAGAGAUUGCAUUAACCGGUGGUUGCAGGUAAACCUCUCAUGUCCGGUGUGUCGAACCACGCCACUUCCAACUCCUAUUUCAACUCCUCUUGCCGAAGUUGUUCCCUUGGCAGCAAGACGUGAUUAA